Molecule: messenger RNA, 399 nt
Organism: Drosophila takahashii
Lineage: Eukaryota; Metazoa; Arthropoda; Insecta; Diptera; Drosophilidae
Source: RefSeq, a predicted model, not a curated record
AUGAAGCCAUUUGUGGACAUUUAUUUUACUGAAGAGCCAUUGCCGCUUGAGGAGCAAUUUAAUAAGGUGAACCAACCUUUGAAGAGAACUCUUUAUGGCAGCCCGCUGAAAAAUCAGGAUUUAGAUAACCAUAUGGAUUCAAUGGAAAACGAAGAGCGAACUCCUCUUUUAAACUCUCAGAACUUUAAUAGCGUGUAUGGAUCAUCAUCUUAUAGCUAUAACGACGAUUUUGAAUAUUUUCCGGACCUUAGUCAACCGCUGCCUAAUAUUUCCUUUCGUGAGCAACUUCGUUUAACUGCAGUGAAUCGCGGCAAAAACCUCAGCUGGCAGCGCAGUCAUAAGAAGCGUCUCGAGGAAAUUUGGCUAUCCCAAUUUUCCAUGGAUAUUUUGAGAGACUAA